Molecule: messenger RNA, 1537 nt
Organism: Eutrema salsugineum
Lineage: Eukaryota; Viridiplantae; Streptophyta; Magnoliopsida; Brassicales; Brassicaceae
Product: F-box only protein 13
Exons: 2
Coding region: 195-1448 (417 amino acids)
Molecular function (GO): protein binding
Source: RefSeq, a predicted model, not a curated record
CCGAAAGAGGAGCCCCAAGAAGCUUCUUUUUCUCUCUCUCCAAUGGCGCUACAAAUCUCCUCCCUUUAAGAUAAAACCCCUUCCUUCUUAUAUUUUCUUCUCCACUGUCUCUCACUUCCCUCUCUCGCUCCCUGCUUCAACAAUCGUCUCUUUCACCAGCAAGCUCCAGCCUCCACAUUUAAGCCCAGAAAGCAAUGGGAUUCUCAGCUGGGAAAAGAAAAUCACGAGAUGAAGAAGAUACAUUGUUGAGCUUAGCUUCCGAUAGUUUCCCCAUUGAUGACCUCAGCGACGACGUCCUCGAGAGAGUCCUCUCAUGGCUACCAACCUCCUGCUUCUUCCGUAUGAGCUCCGUCUGCAAGAGAUGGAAAUCCACCCAAUCCUCCAAAAGCUUCAACCUCGCUUGCUCCCAAAUCCCUCGCCGAGAUCCUUGGUUCUUCAUGAUCGGUGACGAUUCUUCCGAUUCCUCCUUCGUUUUCGACUCCACCGAGAACAACUGGAAAAACCUCAACCGCCGCCACAACCUCCACCGCCGCGAUUUCAUCCCCGUCGCUUCCUCCGGCGGCUUGCUCUGUUUCCGCUGCUCCAUCUCCGGCGAUUUCCUCCUCCGUAAUCCCCUCACAGGUUCCUCCCGCGACCUUCCUUCUCCAAUCUCUCGAGACGAUAAUAACAAUAACAAACCCCUCCAAGCCGUAGCCAUGGCCACCGUCACUCCCUCAAGCUACAAGCUCGUUACAAUCUCCGGUGAAACCCCAAAUCUCAGCUUUCGAUUCUACGAAUCAAAUUCCGGUUCGUGGAGCAAAGAAUCGGAUUUGGUGAAGAAUAAUACAGACGAAGAGUACAACGAUUCAUCACAUGAUGAUGAUGAGACUGGAACAGUCUACUUUCUAAGCAAAACGGGAAAUGUGGUGGUGGCGAGUAACAAUCUCCAGAGAAGCCCAUCGAAGCUAUACUCUUCCGUUAUUACCAUUAAAGACAACGUAGAAAUCGUCUACUUUCUCAGCUCUUAUGGAACAAUCAUAUCUUGUAAUCUCACCAAAAGAUGCUUCACCGAGCUGCCAAAACUUCUUCCUCCAUGCCUAGAGUAUUCCAUCGACUUGGUGGAAUGUAGUGGAACCAUGUUUGUGAUUCUUCUCUCUGAGUUUUACGAAAGCGCCAGCUUAAGGAUCUGGAAACUAGAGAAACAGGAAUGGGUUCAUGUCGGGAUGUUGCCUCCUGCGAUGUCUCAUGAGUUAUACGGCAGAAAAGGCGACAUAAACUGCGUUGGAGGAGCUGGAAACAAGAUACUUGUGUGCUUCAAUGCAAGCCCUCCUGAGGUGUAUUAUAGAUACUUUGUGUAUGAUUUAGUUUCACAAGAGUGGACUGAUUUGCCAAGCUGCUUCAAGGAUGGAGAAGCUGUGGAUUUCGUUUCUGCUCUCUCGUUCCAGCCUCGGAUCGAAGCAACAGUUUGAAGUUUAGCUUUUCUUGUUUUAUGGAUUAGGUUCAGUGAUUUGUAAGUGUAUUCUUUUCAGGAUUGUGCAAUGUAACUUGAUUUUUAAAA